AUGGAAGUCUUGAGGUUUCUUCAACUGGAAGUGAAUGGCCUCAUGGUGACAGUGGCUCUGUCAGUGGUCCUCUUAGCCCUCCUGAAAUGGUAUUCCAUGUCAGCAUUUUCAAGACUGGAGAAGUUGGGUAUCAGACAUCCUAAGCCUUCUCCUUUUAUUGGAAACUUGAUGUUUUUCCGCCAGGGUUUCUGGGAAAGCCAGUUGGAGCUCAGAAAGCUAUAUGGACCUCUGUGUGGGUACUAUUUUGGUCGUCGCAUGGUUAUCGUCAUCUCUGAGCCAGACAUGAUCAAGCAAGUAUUGGCUGAGAACUUCAGUAACUUUACCAACAGAGCGGCAUCAGGUUUGGAGUCCAAGCCAGUAGCCAACAGCAUCCUGUUCUUACGUGACAAAAGAUGGGAAGAGGUCAGAAGUGUCCUGACUUCUGCUUUCAGUCCUGAAAAGCUGAAUGAGAUGAUGCCCCUAAUCAGCCAAGCUUGUGACCUGCUCCUGGCUCAUUUAGACUCCUAUGCAGAAUCUGGAGAUGCUUUCGACAUCCAGAGGUGCUACUGCUGCUACACCACCGACGUGGUUGCCAGUGUCGCCUUCGGCACCCAGGUGGACUCCCAAAUGGCUCACGAGGACCCCUUUGCGCAGCACUGCAAGCGUUUCUUUGCAUUCUCCAUCCCCAGACCUAUCCUGGUUUUAAUCUUAUCAUUUCCAUCCAUAAUGGUCCCACUGGCCCGGAUUUUGCCCAAUAAGAACCGAGAUGAAGUGAAUGGCUUUUUUAACAAACUCAUUAGGAAUGUGAUUGCCUUGCGGGACCGGCAGACAGCAGAAGAGAGGCGGAGGGACUUCCUCCAAAUGGUCCUGGAUGCCCGACAUUCUGCUGCCUCCGUGGGCGUGGAGAGCUUUGACAUCGUCAGACAAGUCUUUUCCUCCACCGAAUGUGCAGCAAAUCCUUCCCAGCAACACCAGCCCAGACCCCUGUCCAAGCCUUUGACUGUGGAUGAGGUCGUGGGCCAGGCCUUCAUCUUCCUCAUUGCUGGCUAUGAGAUCAUCACCAACACACUCUCUUUCGCCACCUACCUCCUGGCCACCAACCCUGACUGCCAAGAGAAGCUUCUGAGAGAGGUGGACAGUUUUAACGAGAAACACACGGCCCCUGAGUACUGCAGCCUCCAGGAAGGACUGCCCUACCUGGACAUGGUAAUCGCAGAGACCCUGAGGAUGUACCCACCGGCUUUCAGGUUCACGCGGGAGGCAGCACAGGACUGCGAGGUGCUGGGGCAGCACAUCCCUGCGGGCACCGUGGUAGAGACAGCCGUGGGUGCCCUGCACCACGACCCUGAGCACUGGCCGCGCCCCGAGGCCUUCGACCCAGAGAGGUUCACGGCCGAGGCCCGGCGGCGCCGGCGGCCCUUCACGUACCUGCCGUUCGGGGCGGGCCCCCGGAGCUGCCUCGGGGUGCGGCUGGGGCUGCUGGAGGUCAAGCUGACGCUGCUCCACGUGCUGCGCAAGUUCCGGUUCGAAGCCUGCCGGGAGACCCAGGUACCACUGGAGCUAGAAUCCAAAUCUGCCCUGGGUCCAAAAGAUGGCGUCUACAUCAAGAUUGUCUCCCGCUGACAGUCAAGUGUUACGAGGGCACCCCCUAAUUCAAAGAAAACCCUCAUGUGGAAAUUCAGAUUUUUGGAAAAACAUCACUGAAGCAAUUGAAAGUGUGCCUGGCAUGCAAGUAUAAAAGAGGACAUUUACAUAACAUUUCCUAAAUGCUUAAUAAACAGUUGUUGCACUUA
Molecule: messenger RNA, 1772 nt
Organism: Diceros bicornis minor
Lineage: Eukaryota; Metazoa; Chordata; Mammalia; Perissodactyla; Rhinocerotidae
Gene: TBXAS1
Product: thromboxane A synthase 1
Exons: 13
Coding region: 1-1602 (533 amino acids)
Molecular function (GO): iron ion binding; monooxygenase activity; oxidoreductase activity, acting on paired donors, with incorporation or reduction of molecular oxygen
Source: RefSeq, a predicted model, not a curated record